UUUGUAUCUCAUCCGCUGGUGUACAGACUGCUGAACCAAAGGUGGAACUAUGGUUUGCCGUUUCACUGUCGUCCAGGGAAAAAAUUCAGGGUUCUUGUCUAUGUAUUUACCAUACUCGACACCAUUUUCACUCCAGUGUUUCUGCCACUAAUCACUUAUGCGUUCUACAAGGAUCAGGAAGCUCGACGUAGGGAAACUGUCGUACAGGGAAAAGGAAAGAAGAAAACGCUUAGAGGUUUGUACAAGGAUCAGGAGGCUUGUAUGACUCGUGAUGAGGAAAUAUUCCCUUUAUUACCUGAUUUAAACUUCAUUCAUGAACGUAGUGUAACUGCAUAAAAAAUGUGGAAAAGGAAAUCUUUUUGGCCAAGGCAUAAUGUCGAUCCUCAUAACAUUUUCAUCGUUUCAACUAAUCAAAAAGUUUGUCUUACAGAUAUGUACCUGGACUACACAAAAACCCCAUUCAUCAUCUUUUUAAAGGACAAACUACAGCAAGUUGUUUUCAUGGCUUUGCACUUCAGAAUAUGUAUAUUGAGCUCUUCUGUGUCGCCACGAAUCGAGGAAUAUCUAGUUCUUGUAUUUUACAUCGGACUAUUAAUCUCUGAGGUUCAGCAGUAUCGUACUUCCAAGUCCAGAGUUUAUUUGCGGUAAGAUGUACAUAUUAUAAGAUUUGUAUCCAAAUUACUUUCUCGGGUAACUCUUCCGUAAAGUAGCAAAUAGUUAUAAUUCUUCACACUUUCCCAAGAGAAGUUAGCUCUUGGAACCGGACUUAUAUUACUGCCAGUGUUAAUCUAAUUCUGACUGUAAUUGUCUACCCAGGGGAGCCUACAUGUCCGGUUUGUAAAGGACAGUGGAGGUGCAAAUAUUCAGCAAUUGCAACAACUUUCUUCAGCAAUUAACAUAACUCAAAUAGCACUAAUGUUUCAUUUUGAUACAUGAUUCAAUUAAUAUAGAUAUAUAACAGUUUCAUGGCCUAUUAAGACCAGUCCUGUAUUAGCAUCAUUAUUUGAAUUACACAAAUAUGUGCAACGUAAUGAUUUGGAUUCUAUACUGAUUUGUUUACGAAGGUAGUUCUUUGACAUUUUGUAAUGUUCCAUGAUUUGUUGGUUGUUCAAAUUUCUACUUUGUUUAUGAUAAAAUGGUAGAUAUUCGUGUUCUUUGUAGAUCUUUGCAACCUAAUUCUUAAGUCUCUUGACUUUCCUUUUCAGAAAUAUGUGGAACUAUGUGGAUCUCAUUACCCUUUCGUGUCACACCCUCAUAUUUGUCCUCAGAGUUGCAACCGUCAUUAAAGGUGGAGCUGAGUACCAUAACAGACUACUCGAGGUGGUUAACUUUUUUUACGGUGUCAACACUCUGUUCCUAGUCUUGAGGUUUUCAAGCAUAAUGGAACUAAACAAAACUGCUGGACCACUUCAGCUGGCGUUGUUCAAAAUGAUCGUCGACCUGAUUACCAUAUUGGUACAGUUUGCUUUUGUAAUUAUGGCUUUUUCUGCGGCCAUCACAAUGAUCUACACUGCCGAGAUGUCUUAUUUGACACCAACGCGAGAACUGGAAAGCAACAGAAGCAACGGGACCCAAGUAAAAAAGUAAGGCCAGCGCAUGUUUAUUUUAUUUUAUUCCUUUAUCCCUCGCGGCUUUCGUCUGAUUCAUUUUUUAAUGGAAAAAAUUAACAGAUGUAUAAUUUACUUUUUAAAAAUUUAAUUUUAGUUUCCUAACUAAGUUUCUAAAUCUUAUGCUUUUAGCUUUUGUGCGAGUGGGUCAUUAUCUUGGUAAGUUCUUUACCUGCUUGAUACAGUGUCAUAAUACACAAUACUUAUUUUUAAUUUUAGGCCUCCGCAAUUCACUAACCUGCAGAUCAGGCGUUACUUUUUGUUUAAAGCUAGCCUGUUCCAGGCUCUCAGAUAGUAGGGAUAAUGUGUAAGUGAAAGACACGCGAAAGUAUGAGCACUUGAUCCCGUUUUAUUUUCGUGUUCUCGCUAUCUCCGACCCUGGAACUGGCUAGAUUUAAGCCUACCAUACACUCGCCUUUGGUCCGCCUAAAAAAAUAAAAAAUAUUCCUUAUCACAAUUGAUGUUCCUUUUUAAUGCUACUAUACAUAAAAACUAACUUAGCAUUGUCCGCAAUACGUCUAUUAGUGUAUGAUGUUCAGGUCCUCAGGACGCUGAAGAGUCGGGUAUAGAGAAGACAAGUGGGACGUCAAGUUACCAUGGAAGCAAAAUUUCUGAUUUCUGAAUUUCAUCCGAUCGCUUCGAGUCGUUUUCUCCUCUCAGCAACGUCUGGCGGGGUUAAUGCGGUCCAGUGACGUCAUCACUACCCGAAAACCGGGUAGUGAUUUUGAUUGUUUGAUUGUCUAAACAUUCGCAUAAUUAUGCAUAAUUAUGAGAAAUUUUAGCAGGAUUGUCGCUUGAUAUUCAGCGGAUCACAUCCUUGGUACGUAUGUUUGCGUGGAGUUCAAACAUUUCGAUAAUCUUUAUCGUAAACAGCAAAAUUGCCCUCGUCUUCGAAACUGAAAUGCUAAAUUGAACUGUGAAUGAAGAAUCAUUGGGGAGAAUCGGUAGGUUUUUCAUUUAGAGCCACUUUGUGGUUUCGGCAGUGAUUUUGUUUAUCCGAAAUUGUAGGACAACACUCAUCAGGCAACUUCUAUUAAAUGAAUUUAGCGCUCUACGAAAUACGUUCUACCCAGAAUACAAGUAUAUAUAUAAAGUUCUCUUUGAGAGUUCUCUCAAACUUGGAACCUAAUUUUUUACUUUUUUCUAUUGCAUAGCUUAUUCAAAACAGCUGCCCAUCUUGUAUGGUCCGUCUUUGGCUUGACAAAUCUGGAGAUAAUGGAAUCUCAUGACACCUGGUCAAGUACAAUCGUUGAUGUCCUCUAUGUAAUGUUUCUGAUUUUAUCUGUCAUUAUGCUGAUCAACAUGCUAGUCGCUUUGCUCACCAACACGUAUAAUAAAGUGGAGGUAAAUGAUUUUGCUGUGCCUUUUUGACCAUGUAGUCAGAAGGUAACCUCCAUUAUUUUGUAAUAUUCCUGCCUCGGUUUCCCCAGGAGUUUUCUCUGCACUGACCUGAGUCUAUCUUUUUGUCGAGGGUGGAGGGUUCCAUGUCGAGGGUAAUUUUUUUUUUUCAAAUUUUUUAUGAAGAAAAUUGUUCUUUAAUUAAAAUAGUACGUGGACAUUCGAAUUCGCUUAAAAGCAAAUAACCUUCUCUCAGUUCCUGUGAAGGUAGACAGGUUGUGCCUAAAAAAAAUAUCAUAGAGCUUAGGCAGGGGUACCCAACGACUGUUUUCUGUAAAAUAUCUGUUCGGAGACGCAAAAAUUCCCUACAAUUUUCUAUUACUUGAGGAAGGCUAAAAAUUUCUAGAUGGCCGUUCCAUUCAUGUACAGCUUUCGUAGCUUAUCUAAUAAAUUCCCUGCGAUUUUCUAAAGUUUAGUUUUUCGCAUUUCAGUCCCCAAGUUAGCCUAUUUUUCGUAGAAAAAAGGAAAUUCUAAAAUUUUCGGAUUCGAAAAUGCGAUGGAGAGCUCGAGAGGAAUCAGAAAAAUUCUCACUUUCGUAAAACCUAAAAUUGCAUCUAAAAUUUUCGGGAAGAUAAUACUGAGGCCCUAAGCAAUUUCGAAAAGAUUCAAGUUGCCCUAGGACAACCGAACAGAUACAACUUUUAUAGCGCCGCUUAGAAUGCAUUUGUAGAGAUUUAAAAGUACUCUGGAUAGCGAAAAAGUGUUUUCAAUGCAUUUAGGAGGAAACCGUCGUUGGGUGCCCCUACGUCUUCUCUGCCUUGCUUGGCUGUUCAGUGGGGUAGUUUGAAUUUGGAUAUUUCACCGAUUCUUGUUUUUUUAAGCUAUCCCACUGUAUGCGACGGAAUUGUCGUGCUUUCAAUGAAGUAGAAACUCGCCAUGAAAUUUUAAAAUACAAGUCAUCGACAAUCACCGACACCGGAAAUCGGUGGUAGGUACGUAGGCGCGUAGCUAGAGUGAUAAUUUUUGCGUUCGAGGUACGAGAACGCAACCCUAAUUUGUGUUGGGUGUUCUGUGCAUUAUUGGGUGACCUGUGCAAUUAAUAAGGGAGGUUUUUUUGAGAUUUCAUUUUCGUUCGUCGUCGUCGUCGACACACAUUUGCCUCACUUUGAGGCGCUUGCUUAAGUUUUGCCUCACUUUGACGCGCUAACUCAUGUGGUGAUUCUUGUGUCCACGGCGUUCAUCUUUCAAAGGUUUGCUAAGGUCUGAUAUUCUUCGUAAAGCGUUCAUCUUUUAAAAAGUUUGCUGAAUCUUCGUAAAGCGUACAUCGAUCUGUGAUUGCUGAAUCGUCCAAAACUUUCAUCUUUCAGGAGUUUGCUGUUAAAUUUUACUUUUGAUUAAGCCUUCAUAUUUUUCAGCAUUCGUCACUGUCUUUGGAAAAUGUCUGCGACUACUGGUGCAUGCAUCAAACCGGGUUUAGUUUGGCGGCCGUUAUGCCACAAAGUAAAUUUACCGAGUUGUGUAGUUCGGCGGCCGUUUUGUCACAAAGUAAAUUUACGAGUUGUGUAGCUCGGCAGCCGUUGUGCCACAAAGUAAACCUACCGAGAUGUGAAGCUCGGCGGCGCCAUUUGACCAUGACUUGUGAUAUUUUUGGCACCGGACAAACGAACACUUUAACUCUAUGUUAUUUAUUAGGAAAAACUUAUAAAUCAGCCCACAGUAGCGCCACUCUUUUCUCGAGUCACUGAAAUCAACACGCUCGACCAAAUUACUGGAAAAGUUAUUGACGUGAGCCGCACACACGUUCCAUUGAAGGCUUUGAUAGGGUUAGUGCGAAGUUCGAAUUCAGAUGUGAAAGCUUUUAAACCAGUAAAUUCAAUGUAAUUCAUUUUGUCAACAAGUUGACGAUUGGAUCCUGUUAAAAAUAACAGAGAAAAUUAUUCGAAGAAAUGUUUUUGAAGGAAGAGAAAGAAUCCCGGGUUAAGGACUAAUCGGCCUUUGAGAAAAUGCGCCCUGUAACUCGCGUCAGUAAAACAAAAUGUUCCAUUUACACGUCCGACGCUGGCCAGUGUCUCCUCCGAUUAAAAGCACUUGACACCGAACCAUACGAUAUCUUUUGAAAACGUUCUUAAAAUGAUACACAGUUUAAAUAGGGGUUUCGCUGUACGCAACCCUUAAGUUCAAAAUAUGUCAUAAUCAUAUUUAUCUACAUCGCAACCACCCUUCCGCCCCAGCAAACAUAUCGAACGCACUCUCCUAAGCUCCGAUUACUCCUAGUAAAUACCGGUAGAUGGUUGAUGCUAUCGCCCGAGUCGCGCCGCAAUAAUAAACUCCUUCAAUUACCAACGUUAAUGUUCUGCAGCUUAAAAAGUAUAUCACUGCAAAAAUUUGAAACACCCUGAAACAAAAAAGGAACGCAAAACCAACACUUAUCGGCGCAGUUGUUGGCGGCAGUGGGAUAAUAGGAAGUCAUGUGGCGAAACUAAGUUUGUACACAUCUUUAUCCCUAGUGUGCAUUUCAAACAGAAAUCAGAGGUGUCUGUGCAAAAAACUUUCGUCACAACGGCUUCAGCGAUUAUUUCCUAUUUUGCACGAAAAGGGGAGCUUUUAUUCGCGAACAGCGAUCAGAUCGAAGCAGACGAUUAUGCUAACUUUCAAUAAAAUAAUAAUAAUAAUAUGUUUCGUUUUUCAUCGCCUCCAUCUCAUGAUGAGGAUGGGUCGGUCCGCCGCCUAGCCAAAAACUGGGAAAAGUUGGAAGGGUUAGGUUAGGGCCUAGCCUUUAUUGCUAAUUUAGCCGCAUAUCCUUAUUUGUUAUUUUGUAAUUCCUGCUUCCACAGGUGGCCAAGCUCAUUUUGACAGUAAUAUAUCAGUUAAAUCAGUUUUUUAAACUUUUUCACGACAUUUUUUACUAUAUGGUGGCUCGUCAACAGAGCAGAAGACGUUCUUAGGCAGUCACUCAUAUUGAGAAACCUGUUAUCAAGUAACGUGUUCAGUUCCCCCCCCCCCACCCCCCCUCCCCAGCCAACAAGUAGAACUAAUAUGGAUGGAGAUGUCCACGCGCUAUUUGUUUAUUAAAUUCUUCUUAUUUGUUUUCCAUUUGUUUUCCAUUUUACAAAAAAAAAAAUUUUUUUUAAAUGUUACCCUCGACCCUCGACAUGGUACCCUCGACCCUCGACAAAAAGAUAGACUACUGGGGUUCGCUUAUUUAAUAAUAGGAUUAGGAGAAAACAGAACACAACAAUUGUCGAUUCUUCGAUGGCCGGGAGAUUCGAGUGAGACUAUUGUAUUAAACAUUUAUUUUCCUAGCAUCGAUCGAAAAAAACGUUUAACGCACUUUAUUUUAUAUAAUUAUAUAUUUUCCUCGACCCUGAAUCGAGACAGUUGUGGUAGAUACACCUUUCCCUUCGCUGGCUUAGGGAAUGGGGACCAGUCCCUGUCUUUUAAGGAACAUGUUACUAGCGGAUGAAUAACAAGAUAUCUAGUCAACUUGGUUUGUUAAGUAGGGUACGUAAUAACUUAACAGGCUUUUAAUAACUUGCCACCCCGGCCAUCUGAAGGAAGCUGACUCCAUAGUGAUUUUUAAAGCACUUCUUAAUGAUAUUAUAUUUAGAGUUCUUGUAAAUAUUUGUUUAUUUUUAUUUUUUAGAGUCUUAAUUUGUAUAGGUAGUAGCAUGAUUUGUAGUGAUAUUUGGCAUAAAUACCCAGAGUGAUAUUUCGAAAUUGUUAUACGUAAUAAGAAAUUUGAGAUAAUUUUGAAAUAUCACGAGUGGUUUUUAUGCCAAAUAUCACGUAGAACUCAUGCUAUUAUUUGUUUAUACUACUACCCGCAAAAGGUUUGUAAUUUUCACAUGUAGGUAUUUCAAAUUAAGCUGAAAUACCACUGCUCUAAGCCAAUCAGAUUGCAGGAAUUUCUCAUGUAGUAGUAUAAACGUAGUUAUAUAAUUCUUAGUUUUUAUCCAUCGACAUUGUACAUAGUUUUUACAUUUUUCUGAUAGUCGAUCUGCUAUAGUUUUUUUCUCCUUUAAUUGUUAACUUUUUAGCUGCCUAGGGCACCCAUUUACGAUAGCUUAAGCUGAUCGGUUUUAUUAUUAUUGUUAUAAUUAGCGAAUGUUUUUCUGAUAACGACGGUAUUGAAGAAGCCUACUCCAGGGAACCCUUCUUGUUUGCUGUGUGACUGUGUGUGUUUUUUUUUUUAGACUAACGCAGAUGUGGAAUGGAAAUUUUCUCGCGCAGUAGUGGCUGAUGAAUAUAGGAGGUAUCAUCCCAUUGUUGUUCCUUUCAACAUCAUCACAUACCCUGUCGCUCACUGUUACAUCAAGAUUCCCGGAGAUACCCGAGCAGAGGUUUGCAGAAGCUGAAAACACAGUAUAUAUUGAAACGGUCGUAGCUGAUGAAUAUGUAGUUGCAUAUGUUUUACUAAAGGCGAAAUUUGAAUUCAGCUUAAAAUUUUUAAACCUAGGUUGAUUCUCAAUUUCCUUUGUCUCCUAUCCCUAAUUCAUAAUCAGGGCUAGGAGACGAAGAAAAUUGAGAAUCAGAUGAAUAUAACUUGAAUAUAAUUGACCUUUAACAUACUGUGUAUGCGAUGUACGUCAUCCUGUAGUGUCGUUCCCUUUUUCAUGAUCACUUUUUCAAACUUUCUCUUUUGAUCGCAAGCCUUAGGAAAUAACGGUGCAGUGGUUUGAGGAAAAUGUCUCUGAUUUCGGCCCUUCGAUCGACCGGCUGAAUAUCUUAUAAAGAGACAGAAACAAUUUUCGUAAAUUACUAAUAGCGGAGCUCCACGCGCGGCGCGAAGCGCAGCGCUUGGGAGGAGCGCCAUAGCUAAGGAAAUGUGGUAAUCUACCCAUCCGAGAAAAUUUGGUAGUCACGUGACCGUACACCGAGCGAGCGACCGUCCGUCUGCACCACAAGCAUACCAAUGCAAAAUAACUCAAUCAACAGGUACAGCAACCCAAAUGCAACUCAAGGUUUUAUUUGGAACGAAAUCACAUGGCCGCCCAGACUUUUAAAAAGAACAAGAAUCGCCGAAAGGCGAUUUUUAACUGGGCUGCAAAGGGGCUACUUUUUCUGAAGGGAGGGGGCGGCUAUACACACUCAGGCUACCAUAAAACCUUGUCGGCAACCAUUGCAUGCGACAGAAUCUGAUGUGAGACUGAAACAUAAACUCAUUCAGAACACUGUACCCUUUUGAAAGACUUUCGUAACCAAAAAAAGAGUACCAUUUCUAAGUGGGGGCUGUAUAAUAACUUUUAAAUUCCACCAUUAUGAAUGAAAAUAAACAAGUUAGCCAUUAAUUCUAAGCAGGAAACAAUUUGCAUUAUUUCCACCCACCCCUUCCCCAAUCCCUCUGUGCCCCAAAAUAUAGCGUGACAGCAUAAGACUAAUUUAACGUAACCGGAAAUUCCAAAAAUUGUUGUCGUUCUACGAGCAUAAAAUGCGACAGACUGAGCUGAUUCACACUAGACAGAAAUAUUGUAUUGUAUGAAAACCAGAAGUAUACUAAAACAGACAGUUAACUGCCCAUUGAUCCCGCCUGAUCCAGGGGCCUCACUGACUGCACGGAGACUUUACUGCGCUUUUCACAAACAUGCGAACUCUAAAGUUCAAAAGCCACCUUCACAAUUGUGUUUAUCGCUGCCGUCAAUCAUAAUUACGAUCACAAGCAACGAACUUUGAAACAGAGAAACACACAAAACGGAUCGAAAUCCACAAAUCACAAACCAUGACAUUUUGAACCCGUGAAGUAAAGUUUUGUUUCCUAAGAGGUCCGUUAAGAUGAUUGACUGCAGCGAAAAACGCAAUCGUCGGUUGGCUUCUGAACUUCAGAAUUCGCAUGUUUGUGAAAAGUGCGAUCCUAAUUUGCGGUCCACAGUCUACAAGAAAACGCACUAUUUUUUCCACAAGAUGAAAAAUAUUCAGUUUUAAGAUUUUCUUCAUGGUAUUUUUCUCUAACUUAAAGGAAUAAAAUCCUUUGCAUUUUGAGACCUAAAAAAGUUUAGAUUUCUCGCUCGUAUGUUGCGUUCACCAGCACGCACUUCAAACAAUGUAAAUAGAUGAAACGAUCGAUAACAUAUUUUUUACCUGAUACCGAUGUGAGUUAAAAAUUCACUCCAAUUCUGUUUGUCUCACCCAAGACUAACAUUUCUUCAUGGAAGAUAACUAUGCCGCUUUAUAACUCGUCCGAAGUUUUUGUACCAGCUAAACAAUAUGGAAACACUAUUCACAGUGACUCCUUGGAUAUUAAAAAGACUGAACGUGACGCACUAUUAUGCCUUUGUUUACUUCUGAUCACAUCUUCAAGCGAAGUCUCUCUAUUCAAGCGAUUCAUCUCAAUGCACAAUAAUUGACCCUUAUAUUAGUUAAAACCCUAUGGUUCAUUUAUAUUAAUGCUCUUUUUGUCCCUCACAUUGACUGCGUUCAUUCGUAUUCAAAACACCUUUACGAAAAUAAAGGUCGUAUAAGUCAUCAGUCUACAUCGAUCGAUAAUUCUCUCUUUGAGUUCACGAAGCGGCCACGGCGUUCCAAACCUGACGCUCACAGUCCGUGAACGGCGUGUUGGUCUGAAUGCAACGCGAGCAUUUCUCUGAGUUUCCCAGCGCCAACAUUAUCUAACUGACUUAAAGUCGAACAAUAAAAAAAUUAUAGAGUGACUCCCAUGAUCGAAUCGCUUCGAACAACGCAAAUAGCCUUCUUCAGGUUCGCAACGCCUUGUGGGUUUUUCAGGGGGAGCGGAGACGGGGUACAAAAAGUAUCCGUGCAAGGGUUCGUGCAAGAGAAAAUCCUAUGAAACCAUUUGUGAGAACAUCGUUUCUCGGUACCAGACCCUCGUGUUUUCCCUCCCCCGGAUGACGGUUUUUCGACACAGACGACCGAAAACGGAAUUUAUGACUGGGCUUGCCGGGCAGCCCAGUAAAAACCAACGAUAAAGUCGUGUCUUUUUCGGCGUUAUUUUUAUGUUUACACUAACGUGCAUAACAGAGAAAGAGCUAGAGCGAGUUAAUGAAAACAAAGGAGACGAAUUUCGUAGGGAGAAAAACAUGGAAAUUCAAAGCAGCGGUGAGAAAAUGAGAAAUGCUAGCGGCCAGCAAGGUGAAAAUGAGCGGCGGAGAAAUAUAAAAAAAAACGCGAACAUGAACACAGGAAACAAAAUAUUGGGUAAACAUGCACAUACGACAAUUCCUCCAUAAAAAUAAUGUGUAACUAGGAAGUUUGACGUUUUAGUAGUAGAAAACAGCGUUGUAGUCGUGCAAAACAACGGCAAGGGAAAGACAAAAAAGCAUGCUGCACGUGCAAAUUUUCUUUUUGCUAAUAAGAAGAACUUAGAAAAGUGUGCUGCACGUGCAAUUUGUUUUUUUUACUAAUUAGAUCUAUUAGUCUUGAAGCCAUGUUCAUUGUCGUCUCCGUUUAACAUUACACGAUUUAAUUUUUUUGUUUAUAAGUAUUACUAACCAGAGCUUCGCUUUUAGCCCUGGCUAAUUCUAUAUAUUAUACUUAAGGUAAUGACUUACUAUUGGUCCACAUAUUCAAUUUCAAGCAUGUUGCACAACGAGUCAUUGCCUUUCACGAAAUAUAUGCGAAAAAAAGAAACGCGCGAUUUCGAUUCUCACGUGAUGUCGUUUGGCGUCUCCUAUUCAUUAAAAUUUACCAAAUGGGAAAAGGAAAAACGAAACGCAGUUUUGUUUGUUCGUUGCUUGGUCAAAGCGACAUAUCAAGCAGACCUCGGACCAUUGAAUCAGCUGGUUGAAUUUUAAAGGUUUUGAGUGGGAGAUGGUAGUUUUGAGCGUAACUGUUGGGCUUCUCUUUUUGCGAGAGGAUUGAAUGUCAUCAUGAAGAGGAGGAAUAAAUUAACGCCUAUUAAGACAUAAUAAAAUGCGGUCGAAGAAAAUUACUAGGAAGAGGAUAAUGCUUUUUUAUAUAAUUGACCUUUAACAUACUGUGUAUGCGAUGUACGUCAUCCUGUAGUGUCGUUCCCUUUUUCAUGAUCACUUUUUCAAACUUUCUCUUUUGAUCGCAAGCCUUAGGAAAUAACGGUGCAGUGGUUUGAGGAAAAUGUCUCUGAUUUCGGCCCUUCGAUCGACCGGCUGAAUAUCUUAUAAAGAGACAGAAACAAUUUUCGUAAAUUACUAAUAGCGGAGCUCCACGCGCGGCGCGAAGCGCAGCGCUUGGGAGGAGCGCCAUAGCUAAGGAAAUGUGGUAAUCUACCCAUCCGAGAAAAUUUGGUAGUCACGUGACCGUACACCGAGCGAGCGACCGUCCGUCUGCACCACAAGCAUACCAAUGCAAAAUAACUCAAUCAACAGGUACAGCAACCCAAAUGCAACUCAAGGUUUUAUUUGGAACGAAAUCACAUGGCCGCCCAGACUUUUAAAAAGAACAAGAAUCGCCGAAAGGCGAUUUUUAACUGGGCUGCAAAGGGGCUACUUUUUCUGAAGGGAGGGGGCGGCUAUACACACUCAGGCUACCAUAAAACCUUGUCGGCAACCAUUGCAUGCGACAGAAUCUGAUGUGAGACUGAAACAUAAACUCAUUCAGAACACUGUACCCUUUUGAAAGACUUUCGUAACCAAAAAAAGAGUACCAUUUCUAAGUGGGGGCUGUAUAAUAACUUUUAAAUUCCACCAUUAUGAAUGAAAAUAAACAAGUUAGCCAUUAAUUCUAAGCAGGAAACAAUUUGCAUUAUUUCCACCCACCCCUUCCCCAAUCCCUCUGUGCCCCAAAAUAUAGCGUGACAGCAUAAGACUAAUUUAACGUAACCGGAAAUUCCAAAAAUUGUUGUCGUUCUACGAGCAUAAAAUGCGACAGACUGAGCUGAUUCACACUAGACAGAAAUAUUGUAUUGUAUGAAAACCAGAAGUAUACUAAAACAGACAGUUAACUGCCCAUUGAUCCCGCCUGAUCCAGGGGCCUCACUGACUGCACGGAGACUUUACUGCGCUUUUCACAAACAUGCGAACUCUAAAGUUCAAAAGCCACCUUCACAAUUGUGUUUAUCGCUGCCGUCAAUCAUAAUUACGAUCACAAGCAACGAACUUUGAAACAGAGAAACACACAAAACGGAUCGAAAUCCACAAAUCACAAACCAUGACAUUUUGAACCCGUGAAGUAAAGUUUUGUUUCCUAAGAGGUCCGUUAAGAUGAUUGACUGCAGCGAAAAACGCAAUCGUCGGUUGGCUUCUGAACUUCAGAAUUCGCAUGUUUGUGAAAAGUGCGAUCCUAAUUUGCGGUCCACAGUCUACAAGAAAACGCACUAUUUUUUCCACAAGAUGAAAAAUAUUCAGUUUUAAGAUUUUCUUCAUGGUAUUUUUCUCUAACUUAAAGGAAUAAAAUCCUUUGCAUUUUGAGACCUAAAAAAGUUUAGAUUUCUCGCUCGUAUGUUGCGUUCACCAGCACGCACUUCAAACAAUGUAAAUAGAUGAAACGAUCGAUAACAUAUUUUUUACCUGAUACCGAUGUGAGUUAAAAAUUCACUCCAAUUCUGUUUGUCUCACCCAAGACUAACAUUUCUUCAUGGAAGAUAACUAUGCCGCUUUAUAACUCGUCCGAAGUUUUUGUACCAGCUAAACAAUAUGGAAACACUAUUCACAGUGACUCCUUGGAUAUUAAAAAGACUGAACGUGACGCACUAUUAUGCCUUUGUUUACUUCUGAUCACAUCUUCAAGCGAAGUCUCUCUAUUCAAGCGAUUCAUCUCAAUGCACAAUAAUUGACCCUUAUAUUAGUUAAAACCCUAUGGUUCAUUUAUAUUAAUGCUCUUUUUGUCCCUCACAUUGACUGCGUUCAUUCGUAUUCAAAACACCUUUACGAAAAUAAAGGUCGUAUAAGUCAUCAGUCUACAUCGAUCGAUAAUUCUCUCUUUGAGUUCACGAAGCGGCCACGGCGUUCCAAACCUGACGCUCACAGUCCGUGAACGGCGUGUUGGUCUGAAUGCAACGCGAGCAUUUCUCUGAGUUUCCCAGCGCCAACAUUAUCUAACUGACUUAAAGUCGAACAAUAAAAAAAUUAUAGAGUGACUCCCAUGAUCGAAUCGCUUCGAACAACGCAAAUAGCCUUCUUCAGGUUCGCAACGCCUUGUGGGUUUUUCAGGGGGAGCGGAGACGGGGUACAAAAAGUAUCCGUGCAAGGGUUCGUGCAAGAGAAAAUCCUAUGAAACCAUUUGUGAGAACAUCGUUUCUCGGUACCAGACCCUCGUGUUUUCCCUCCCCCGGAUGACGGUUUUUCGACACAGACGACCGAAAACGGAAUUUAUGACUGGGCUUGCCGGGCAGCCCAGUAAAAACCAACGAUAAAGUCGUGUCUUUUUCGGCGUUAUUUUUAUGUUUACACUAACGUGCAUAACAGAGAAAGAGCUAGAGCGAGUUAAUGAAAACAAAGGAGACGAAUUUCGUAGGGAGAAAAACAUGGAAAUUCAAAGCAGCGGUGAGAAAAUGAGAAAUGCUAGCGGCCAGCAAGGUGAAAAUGAGCGGCGGAGAAAUAUAAAAAAAAACGCGAACAUGAACACAGGAAACAAAAUAUUGGGUAAACAUGCACAUACGACAAUUCCUCCAUAAAAAUAAUGUGUAACUAGGAAGUUUGACGUUUUAGUAGUAGAAAACAGCGUUGUAGUCGUGCAAAACAACGGCAAGGGAAAGACAAAAAAGCAUGCUGCACGUGCAAAUUUUCUUUUUGCUAAUAAGAAGAACUUAGAAAAGUGUGCUGCACGUGCAAUUUGUUUUUUUUACUAAUUAGAUCUAUUAGUCUUGAAGCCAUGUUCAUUGUCGUCUCCGUUUAACAUUACACGAUUUAAUUUUUUUGUUUAUAAGUAUUACUAACCAGAGCUUCGCUUUUAGCCCUGGCUAAUUCUAUAUAUUAUACUUAAGGUAAUGACUUACUAUUGGUCCACAUAUUCAAUUUCAAGCAUGUUGCACAACGAGUCAUUGCCUUUCACGAAAUAUAUGCGAAAAAAAGAAACGCGCGAUUUCGAUUCUCACGUGAUGUCGUUUGGCGUCUCCUAUUCAUUAAAAUUUACCAAAUGGGAAAAGGAAAAACGAAACGCAGUUUUGUUUGUUCGUUGCUUGGUCAAAGCGACAUAUCAAGCAGACCUCGGACCAUUGAAUCAGCUGGUUGAAUUUUAAAGGUUUUGAGUGGGAGAUGGUAGUUUUGGGCGUAACUGUUGGGCUUCUCUUUUUGCGAGAGGAUUGAAUGUCAUCAUGAAGAGGAGGAAUAAAUUAACGCCUAUUAAGACAUAAUAAAAUGCGGUCGAAGAAAAUUACUAGGAAGAGGAUAAUGCUUUUUUGCUGUUUUAGUGGUUACGGUUGGUGUUAAUAGUUUGACCAAUUUUAGGUUUAGGAAAAGAGGGAAGAGAACAACAAUUUUUUGGUUGAUUUCAUCCUCGUCAACAUAUAAGUGUACUACUUACGACUUUUCACGCAUGUGUUCGGCAAAUCAAUUAAAAUAAACUAUGUCAUGCGGUGAAUAAUUUGGACAUUGCCCCCCUCUCUCGGUGUAUUACUUUACGGCUCCCCUUCCGUUGUAAUCUCCAUAGAUUAAUAUGCACAGGGCAUUAACUUAAAUCGUGUUAAAAUGGUCACACCUACCAUACCGACAAAACAUCAUCCAUUUCAUUUUAUUCAAGACUUUAAUGACGUUAACCUAUUCCGCCUUUUGUUAACUCAUUAAUUAACUCAAGAUCUUUUAGCGGUAUGUCUCAUUAGGGCCAUUUAUACAAGGAAAAAUAAGACGCAUCUUACAUAGGACGCGUCUUAAAUAAGACGCGAACUUUCCGUAUAAACGGCACAUUUCGUCUAAGAUAAGACGCGCCUUAGCUAAGAAGCUUCUUAUUUUAGAACAGCCCUUAACACCUGUUCUUAGAUAAGACGCGUCUUAGCUAAGACGAGAAAAACUUCGUAUAAAUGACCUUCGCGUCUUAAAUAAGACGCGAACACAUAGUACGCAUGCGUUAAUUGUUGGCGCGCGACGUUGGAUUGCCGUUGCCACGGGCAACAUUCACAUGAAAAUGAGUCAAGAACAGAAAUAAGACGCAAACCAUUUAUACGAGCUGUUUUCGUCUUAGAUAAGACAUGCUCGUAUAAAUGGUACAGUUCGCGUCUUAUGUUAGACGCGUCUUAUUGUUCCUCCUAUAAAUGGUCCUAUUGUUUAGUUUGGUAGCCGUUUCUAUCUUUCGUGUACGUCUUAGAAGUACAACUUAGGAAAAGUACCUCAAGGCUUGUCUAAUCUCAAAUUAUUUUUCGGCCUUCAGAGAGCUAAGGACCGCCGAAGACGUUAUAAAAGGUUUUAUAAAGAAGAACUUUUCCCUAAAAUCACGACACGUUACCUGAAAAAACAUGGAGCAUCUUUCCCAAUUUCAAGUAAGAACAAAUUACUCUAA
Molecule: messenger RNA, 15302 nt
Organism: Porites evermanni
Lineage: Eukaryota; Metazoa; Cnidaria; Anthozoa; Scleractinia; Poritidae
Source: the annotation of a GenBank genome assembly